Messenger RNA from Lottia gigantea (owl limpet), 327 nucleotides. RefSeq lists its product as hypothetical. The transcript is spliced from 9 exons. The record is from RefSeq and is a predicted model, not a curated record. The annotation marks the transcript as partial. Lineage: Eukaryota; Metazoa; Mollusca; Gastropoda; Lottiidae.
ACGUAUCAGUUUUAUUCCUUUAUUAUUUAUUUUCUCUAUUUUUUUUAUUGCUUUAUUAUUUAUUUUCUCUAUUUUUUUUAUUGCUUUAUUAUUUAUUUUCUCUAUUUUUUUUAUUCCUUUAUUAUUUAUUUUCUCUAUUUUUUUUAUUGCUUUAUUAUUUAUUUUCUCUAUUUUUUUUAUUGCUUUAUUAUUUAUUUUCUCUAUUUUUUUUAUUGCUUUAUUAUUUAUUUUCUCUAUUUUUUUUAUUGCUUUAUUAUUUAUUUUCUCUAUUUUUUUUAUUCCUUUAUUAUUUAUUUUCUCUAUUUUGUCAGCGACAUCAGAUUGUGA